AGAGUUGGUGUCUACGGCGUCCAUCUUGCUUGGCACCGCGGCCAAACCAUAGGCGCUUGAAUGUUAUGGUCCGGUUUUCGACGAAAUUAACGGUAUUCUUCGGCGCGAAGACGAAUCUCUUUUGGCGCAUUGCGUAGCGCUUGCAAUGGUGCAUCGCUCUCGACGGCUUCCUGUUCUCAUCCUGUGGUAAUUCCCGCACAGGAGAGAUUUAAAGUAUUAAUGCGGAUGUAAAUAAAUAAGUAUUUAAUGAUGGAACAAGUUGAUAGUGCCGAAAAAGAAGCAAGCGAAGUGUUGCAUUCGCUGUUAUCAGUCGAAAGACUCGAGAAAAUUGAUAAACAUGAGACUUUUAUUACAACCAAUGAAAAUGGUCAAGAAGUUCAAUGGACCACUACACCUGUACUAUUCACCAAUGAACAGUAUCAACAGGCUAUUGAUGAACACCAAGUAAUUUGGGAAGAUAACAUUGAAGAAUCACCACAAUUAGUAUCAAUAUACACCAAUCAACAAAUAUCCAACAAAGCAGAUUCUGAAGAAUUAAUCGAAGAAGAAGAAGUUGAAAUCAUAGAUGAAAAGAAAAUAAAACCCAAAGCACCAAUAAGAAGACCCAAAAUCAAAUCUCCUCUGAAAAAGAAGAAGAAAUCACCAAAUGAAGUUGAUGAAGCUUUAUACGAAGCGAAUGAUCCCACCAAGUUGGAAACAAGUGCUGCGCAGGUAAAAGAAAGAUUCAAACGAGGAUGUGAAUGUCAAGAUGAGAGAUGUUUCAUGGGUCUGAACCCGGAAACAGUAUACAAACACAGACUGAAUAUAGCUGAGUUAACAAAGGGUGAGCAUGACAUGUAUCUCAUGGGUGUAACAAUGGCAUGUCUAGCAAAUCCAGACACAACUGUAAGACAAAAGGAAAGAAGAAGACUGAGGGCACAAUAUGUCUACCAGGGACGUAGAGUAUGUCUGGAUGCGUUUCUAUAUCUCGAGAAUUGCACGCAUUAUCAACUGAAACGAAUACGUAAACAUGUGAUGACCCAUGGGGUGGCACCCAGGGUGCAUGGGAACCAUGGGAAGAAACCUCAUAAUACUUUUUCAUUGGAUAUCUAUCGCCAUGCGACGGAAUUCUUAAAACAAUACAUGGAACAACAUACCGGAGCUGUUGGUAUUUGUAGUUCCAAACAACCCAUACAAUUACCAUGGGAUAUCACCAGGAAGAACCUGCAUGAUGCCUAUAAGGAAUAUGGUCAAAUAUUGGAGCCUGGGAUUAAAUUGAUGGGAUAUUCAACGUUUAGGCAUUUUAUGAAAGAGCAGUUUCCUCAUGUGAAGUUUUCCAAAGUUGAACCGAAACCUCCUAUACCCGCAGCACCUACACAACCUCAAUCACAACCCCAGAAUACACCUGCAACCCAACAAUCACCUCCACCUCCACAAACACAAGUACAAGUCCAAACUCAACCUGUAAAUGUCCCUGUACCUGUCCCUGUUGGUGUUGAGACACAAAACAUUCAAAUACAAAAGUGUGUGAUUAGUAAUGAUGUCCAACAAGUGAUACCUCUGGUUGUGGCACCCGAUGGAGGUGGUUCACAACCACAGGCGUUUAUUGUCACGCCUGUACAGCAGAUAAUCAAUGGUAACACCGCGGCGAAUACAUUCUCGUAUCAGUUGACGAAUGGAUAUGUGAUAAAUGAACAAGGGAAUAUCGUCACGACGAUGGCGAAUGCUCAACACACACCUUUUACAUUCAGUCGGAUAUAAAUGCCAAUAUGAAGGAUUUUUUCGUUUUUGUACUAGUCGCAAACAAUUUUGUACCAUUUCGUAGUGAUUUGUUUGAAUUACGUUUGAAAUGAAUCAAAUAUAAGUAUUGUGGCGUU
Dalotia coriaria is the source of this 1856-nucleotide messenger RNA. RefSeq lists its product as uncharacterized. The coding region runs from base 247 to 1740 and encodes 497 amino acids. The transcript has 3 exons. Lineage: Eukaryota; Metazoa; Arthropoda; Insecta; Coleoptera; Staphylinidae. The record is from RefSeq and is a predicted model, not a curated record.